CAACACAGAACGCAUAACAGGAAGGUACUCCUCAGUCGAGCUUCUGCAUCAGUCAUGUUGGAAGUUGCACAUGGUGCAAUUCUCUAAGCAACCAUGGAAUCCGGACUGCGGCAGAAAGCUGGGGAGUGCGGGCUGACUGCAGUCACGCUGCAAAGCCCCCUGGGAAGGAUCCGAGUGGCAGGAUGCGAAGACGGCGUGCACCACAUCCAGAUCCUGACGGAAGGCGCACCUGCUGAAAGAACUGCUGAAGCCCCGUUGGCCUGUGUGGUGUGUGAGGGCCAUGAGGAGAUGACCACCCCUGUGCGCGAGGCUGCUGAUUGGCUGCUGGCUUACUUCAACGACCCACAGACCAUGGACAAAUAUCCUCUCCCUGCUUUUCACCACCCUCUGCUCCAGGAAGUUACAUUCACCAGUCGAGUCCUCCAGACCCUUGUGAGAGAGGUGAAAGUGGGAGAGACUGUAUCUUACAAACGCCUUGCUGAAAUGGCCGGCAACAGUAAGGCAGUACGAGCAGUGGGUGGAGCCAUGAGGAGGAACCCGGUCCCUCUGUUGAUUCCAUGCCAUCGGGUGAUAAGCAGCAGUGGUGAGAGUGGCAGCUACAUGGGCGGAAAGGGAAACCAUCUUAAAGAGUGGCUGCUCACACACGAGAGACUUCUUUCCAAAAGCAGACCCCGACCCCUCCCCCCGGCCCCCUCUUCGGACCGCUAACGCCGUGUAGCCGCGCAGCCGGCUGUGAAAGCUGCCUCUACUGCGUCCAAUACCGCCGCACGCUGUUUUAGCCGCUUUCCAGAGAGGGAGAUAAUGAAAGUUCCACAGAAAAAAAGAAAUAUUUCUGUAAUGAAACAGAUACCAUUGACCAUGGAAAAUAGCUGGAGUAGUCAUUUAUAUAUUUAUUUUGAAUGAGAAAGAGAGGGACUGAGAGUAGUUGUGGGGGCCUGUUUUUGUAUCUUUUUCUGUAUCUUUUGUCUCACCCCUCCUCAUCCUCCAUCUUUUCUCUGAAUCUGGCUGUUAUCUAAUGGAGGAAAUGCUUGUUGCUUUGCCGUUUUAUAUUCAAAAGGAAAGGCGGCACAUGAAUUCCUGCCAUGCAGCCGAGUCCCGCAACCUGCGCGGGCGGCUUCCAUUUUCUACUGAAGUACGGCUCACCACAUCCUGCAAUUAGCAAUUACUCUCAGAUUAUGGUUCAGAUUUCAAGAUUAUUUUAUAAAAUUACUGCAAAGAAAACCCACCCAGUGAUUUAUUUCUUAAAUUGACAACCUACAAACGUCUGAACCUGAAUGUAAACAUGCUUUUGUAUAGUUUCUGGUGAUAUUGCAAAAAGUGUGUCUUUGUAUAUCUACAGUAUAUUAUAUGUUUCAAUGUGUGUCGUAAGAACCUUACAUUUUGCCAUGAAAAACAGUACAAUGUCCAGUACAAAGUAUCGUUCAUAUAAACAUAUAAUGACACAAUGCAGAAUAAAACAUUAACCCUUGUUAUGUCUGAGACCCCAGUCUUAGUGUUGAAAUAUGCACUCACUCAUGGUCAUUUGUCCACUUAAAAUUCUGAUAUUGGAUGAGCAUAAUUCCUGCAAACUUGUCAUAAAUAUGAGCAGAUUCGUGCACGAGGGGAAGCACUGGUGACUGCAGUUGGUGCAGAGAGAUCCACCUUUUCGGCUUUUGGGGCUUUUUGGAGGAAAACGGUGUUCUUGAGAUCACAUUCCAUUGGCUGUUUUCAUCAGUGCCAGGUUUGAUCUGCUUUCCUGUCCAACCCCAACACCAUCCAGCAGAGAUGACAACAGAACUCUGGAAUGAACUCUUAACUACUACUAAG
Messenger RNA from Conger conger (European conger), 1806 nucleotides. It is a transcript of the gene mgmt, whose product is annotated as O-6-methylguanine-DNA methyltransferase. The coding region runs from base 94 to 708 and encodes 204 amino acids. Gene Ontology annotation, molecular function: methylated-DNA-[protein]-cysteine S-methyltransferase activity. Gene Ontology annotation, cellular component: nucleus. NCBI's taxonomy places the organism in Eukaryota, Metazoa, Chordata, Actinopteri, Anguilliformes, Congridae. The record is from RefSeq and is a predicted model, not a curated record. The transcript is spliced from 7 exons. Gene Ontology annotation, biological process: DNA repair.